Messenger RNA from Glycine soja, 2602 nucleotides. RefSeq names its product E3 ubiquitin-protein ligase RGLG2-like. Bases 1080 to 2366 code for a protein of 428 amino acids. The transcript is spliced from 11 exons. The record is from RefSeq and is a predicted model, not a curated record. Gene Ontology annotation, molecular function: ubiquitin protein ligase activity. Gene Ontology annotation, biological process: protein K63-linked ubiquitination. NCBI's taxonomy places the organism in Eukaryota, Viridiplantae, Streptophyta, Magnoliopsida, Fabales, Fabaceae.
AAAAUUUUCAUGUAAAUUCGGUGCCAAGCCACCGCAAGUAACAGUCAUCGCCGAACAUGACCGUUUUAAGUUUGAGUUCCAAUACAAAACGCGAAACUUCCAUGCUAUUGCUUCUCCAACACUCCCACAAAAGCCUUCAAAAAGGAAGAACAAAAAAGACCCUUCUCUGUUGCUCCCCUACCCUGCACACCUUUUCAUAGUUUUCAAAAAAAUUCCAUAUUCAAAUCUCAAUUAUUGCUCUCAUUUUGCGUAUACACCAUUCAAGAUUCUCAGCCAGUGUUACUCCACGCACCAUCCCUGAACACUCCAACAUCAUAUCAUAUCAUAUCACGUUUUAUUUACUCUUCAUCUCAAUCAUCAUAAGGUAUCUUCAAGAUUCAGAUACAUUUUUUUUGUUACAUAAAGUUUAGGUGAGUUCGGUCUAGGGAAAGAGGAGAACAUUCCUCAAGGUUAUAAGAGAGCUUACAAAAAUACUUAGAUGUCGUCCACCAACAAAAAGGUUAGAACUCCCACAGUCGUUUCCACUUUAAUUUUCUGCAAAACGCGAGCCGUUUCCACCUUUCCGCGCGUGAAACAGUAAACGCCGUUCAGUUUUAAUUCCUUUUGUUGGUUAUUCUGUUGACUAUGAAGUACUUGAGGAAUCUACGUUAGUCUCAUCACGAUCGUGUGUUCUUUUUUCUAGGUAGUUUUCUAAGACUCUUCUCUUUAUUUUAAUCUUUCACUCUCGUGGCGAUUUGUCAAAAGAAACUUGGUUCCUUGUGCUUGAAGCCACAAGCAAUAAUAACUGGUAUAUUUUUGGCUUCGGGGUUAUUACUUCACGACUUUUGUGUUACUUGCGUUGGUGGAUUUAGUUAUAAUUAACGAGUCGUUUUGGUUAUCGUGAAGCUUCCAUUUUGUUCAUUAAUUACUUGUCGCAUUGAACAAGUUUUCAGAAGUUGCUUGGAAAAUGGAAACUGCAACCUCAAGGACGAUACACUCAUAUCAUUUUAUAUAGCAUUUGGAAGAAUUAUUGGUUGUGUUCAUUGCUUCAUUUUUAAUCGUCUUCGUAUUUUUGGGUUUUCUGAGAAGUGCGUGUGUUGAUGGGGGGUCAAAAUUCUAAGGAGGAAAGUUGGAGGCAGAGUUCAUCUGUCAGGUCUUCUUCUUCUUCUUGGAGUGCUUACUUGGAUCCACUAUCGAGUUAUGGUUUCAAUGAACCGCAACCAUCAUAUUCUUCUUAUGGCUAUGAAGCUUAUGGUGGCGAUGGAAUGGUACGCUAUGAUAGUACAAAGCUAGAGAGGAGGUACUCAAGAAUUUCUGAUCAUUACAGUUCCAUAGAUCAGGUUAGUGAGGCUCUUGCACUUGCAGGCCUUGAGUCUUCUAAUCUUAUUGUUGGUGUUGAUUUCACCAAGAGUAAUGAGUGGACAGGCAAGAAUUCAUUCAAUAGGCGAAGCUUGCAUCACAUUGGGAGAGGUCUGAACCCUUAUGAGCAAGCAAUAUCAAUUAUUGGGAAAAGCUUGGCAGCAUUCGAUGAGGAUAACUUGAUCCCCUGCUUUGGAUUUGGAGAUGCAUCAACACACGAUCAAGAUGUCUUCAGUUUCUAUCCGAGUGAAAGAUUUUGCGAUGGAUUUGAAGAUGUGUUGAGUCGGUAUAGGGAAAUUGUUCCUCAUCUUCGACUUGCAGGUCCUACUUCAUUUGCGCCAAUAAUUGAAAUGGCCAUGAGCAUUGUUGAACAGAGUGGAGGCCAGUACCAUGUGUUGGUGAUAAUCGCAGAUGGCCAGGUAACAAAAAAUGUUGACACUAAACAUGGGAGACCAAGUCCACAAGAACAGAAGACUGUGGAUGCCAUAGUUGCAGCUAGUAAAUUUCCUCUUUCAAUCAUAUUGGUUGGCGUUGGAGAUGGACCGUGGGACAUGAUGAAGGAAUUUGAUGACAAUAUCCCAGCUCGGGCCUUUGAUAAUUUUCAGUUUGUGAAUUUCACAGAGAUUAUGUCAAAAAGCAUCCCUCCUUCACGAAAAGAGGCAGCAUUUGCACUUGCUGCAUUGAUGGAAAUUCCUUCUCAGUACAAGGCAGCAAUAGAGCUUAAGCUACUGGGUAGUCGGCAAGCCAAUGCUCCUCAAAGACAUGCUCUUCCACCUCCCAGAUAUAGUUCUCAUGCUGCAAGGUUUGAGCCAAGUAUCCCUCCUCAACAUGGCAACAGCCACCCAUUUGCCACAGCUCCUUCUGCCCCAAGUUCCACUUCUGACAAUCAACUUUGUCCCAUUUGUCUAAGCAAUGCGAAAGAUAUGGCCUUCGGAUGCGGGCAUCAGACAUGCUGUGAAUGUGGACAAGAUCUUCAGUCAUGCCCCAUGUGCAGGAGCCCCAUAAAUACAAGAAUUAAGCUUUACUAAUCGUAUGUGGCUUGGGAAUUGGUAUUAUUUUUUUUCUUAUUUUUGUGUUGUGCCAGUCACAAUUCUUUGGUUUUUUCUUGAUUCGUUAAAUUCAUCAAAGGUUAGAAGUAGGUGUGGUUGGGUGCAACACUUGAUCAGAUGUAUGUUUCCAGAUAUGAAACGGGGAAUUCUCCAUCAAUUAUUGUAGAUAUAUUCAUUUGAUGAAUUAUAUUUUUUCUUUUUUUUUCUUCCUAUCA